This is a messenger RNA of Parus major (Great Tit), 2038 nucleotides long. It is a transcript of the gene PTCRA, whose product is annotated as pre T cell antigen receptor alpha. The transcript has 4 exons. NCBI's taxonomy places the organism in Eukaryota, Metazoa, Chordata, Aves, Passeriformes, Paridae. The record is from RefSeq and is a predicted model, not a curated record. Bases 5 to 1117 code for a protein of 370 amino acids.
GUGAAUGUGCAGCAUGGAUAUUGUAGGACUGGAGUUUGUCCUCCCCCUAAGUCCACAGCAGCUGCCACCCCCCUCUUUCCCAGGCGUCCUCCGUUCCCCUCUGCCCGCCCCAUCGACCGCGGGGCAGAGCGUGUGCCCCGGGAGCAGCCGUACCCUGCGUGCCCAGAGUUCUUCUUCCCCUGCCGGCAGCGCCGUGCUGGGGCGGGGGUGCUCCCGGGGCUGGGCGGGCGGGAGGCUGUGGGGCUGUCCCCGGGGACGAGGCGCGGAGGGGCCGGCACCCUCGGGCCGGGACUCGCUCUGUGGUGCGACCGGGAAGGAGCAGCGACCCCGGCGGGGCGGAGCGGAGCCGAACCAGCGGCGGGGGAGCGCCGUGCCAGCCCCGGCCCCGCAGCCCCGGCGGUGGGCGGCGCAGCUGGAGCUGCGGCUGGGGGCUGAGCCUUGGCAGCCCCAUCCGCUGCAGCUGCCAUGGAGCUGCUCCAAGUGCUGCUGGCUGCCGUUCUGCUCCCGCUCCUGCCUCGUGAGUACCCCCAGGACAGACCCAGGAGGUGGAAAAGCCGGGUGCCAUCCAGUCUGGAUGCAAAGGCUGAGCUCUGCCGAGGUGGCGGCCGUGCUGGGUGGGAUGUGUGAGGGAAGCAGUGCCCCUAAGCUGUCUCCCUCAGUUGGCAGGGCAGCUGUGCCACUGCCGACGCUGACACGGCCACUGAGCAUGGUGCUGGCUGGGCAGCGCCGGCAGCUGGUCGUGUGCGUGGUGAGCGACCUGGCCCCCAGCUCUGGCCAUGCUGUCUGGAUCUCCGGUGGGAACGGCAGCAUCCUGCAGUCCUUUGCCUAUGGGGCCUCCCAGGAGGAUGGCGGCACCGUCUGCUCCGUCUCUCUCCUUUCCAGUGACCCCCCGCGCGAGAGGGAACUUGCCUGCCAUGUGGGGGCAAACAGGACCUCUCCAUCCCACAGCUCCAGCCCCAUCCGCAUCACGGGCAAUGAGGAGGCGGCAGAGCUGUGUAGCACAGCUGUGUCACCGGCCCCUGCCUUGGCAGCCCUGCUUAUGGCUGUCCGUGUGGUGUUGCUGAAGGUCUUGCUCUCUGAUGCUGUCCUCACCUCCAUCCUCCUCGCCCAGAGCUGAGGGUACGGGCAGUUGCCCAAAGGGCAAUCCAGGGUAGAUCAUGACGGACAUUUGCUGUCUGGUGCGGUUUCCUCUGUCUUUGCUGUGCAAGCGCACGUGGAGCUGGACAGCAAAUAGAAAUUUUUUUUUAAAAAAAUAAAAAUAGGGAGUUCUUUACAAAGCUUUCCCUGCUGGGGAAGCAGCUCUGGGGAUGCUGAUGUCCGAGUUCUGAUGUGGCAUCAGUGUAGCCUCAGAGAAGCAUCAGUGCAAACACUGACCACACUCUGCUCUUCUUCCUGCUUGGGCUUGGAAUCUGUGUCAGUGCACAGCAAAAGCUGCAGGAAGCAUCUGGAUAACGGGACUCAGCACUCCUGGCAUGUGUGUGGUGCAGCACACCAGCAGCAGGUGUGGUGUGGAGGGAGACAUCCUUGAUGCCCGAGUUCCAAGAGGCUGCGGGAAGGAACGAUCAUCUCACCUGAGAAAUGGCCACAGUGGUCUCCAGCCCCUGGUGCCAGCAGAGACAGGACCGUGCAGGAGGUGUGCACAGGGCUUAUCAACACGUGUGCAGGAGCUCUGGAGAAGCCACUUCGCCCUUUUCCUGCCUGGGUCAUCUCUCAACUCACGUAACUGCCUGGGAGAAGACAGUGGCUCAUUGCUGUCAGACCAUUUCCUGCUGGAGUUUGGUUCUUCUCUUAAAGUGGAGCUCAAAGAAGAGGUGGCUCCUGACAAACAGGACCCCACAGCACCGGACAAAGCUUUCUCCAGUCUCCUGAGAUUUUAUAUUUAGGGCAGUAAUGGCCACACCAUGCCUGGCUUCCAUCCCUCCCCAUUCCCACUUGUAAACCCCUGAGAUAUUUCUCCUGCUGUGUGCUUCUAUAACUGUGUUUGGCUCUUUUUAGAGAAAAAAAUAAAGCUUUUUUUUUUUUAGUUUUAUAAAAAUAA